GAGCAACCUCUUCAUUUCUUUCUGUCUACAGAUUCCAUCAUUUUCUCACUCAAUCUUCUUACUUUCUUUCUUCCUUUUUUUUUUUUUUUUUCUGUCUAGAUUUUAGAUCAAAAUGAGCAAGCAUCAUAAACCCCCAUCAGGCCGCACAAAUUUAGCAUCAUGUAUAGUAGCGACCCUUUUUUUGAUCUUUGUAGUUAUUGUUAUUCUCAUUGUCUUCUUCACUGUGUUUAAACCCAAAGACCCCAAGAUUACUGUUAACGCCGUCCAACUUCCGUCCUUCUCCAUCUCCAACACCACCGUCAACUUCACUUUUUCUCAGUACGUCACCGUCAAGAACCCCAACAAGGCCGCCUUCUCUCACUACGACAGUACAAUUCAGCUCAUCUACUCUGGCUCUCAAGUCGGCUUCAUGUUCAUCCCCGCAGGUAAGAUCGAGGCGGGUCGAACCAAGUACAUGGCUGCAACUUUCGCCGUCCAGUCCUUCCCCAUUUCCAACGCGGCAGCAGUAGCCAGCACGGUGGUGGGUCCUGUCGUAACUGGCGGUAGCGUUGGCGGUGGAGGUUGGCCUAAUAUUAAUGGGUAUCGAGUUGGACCCACGAUGGAGAUUGAAUCCCGAAUGACAAUGGCGGGUCGGGUUCGGCUAUUGCAUGUGUUUACCCAUCACGUUGAGGCCAAAUCUGAGUGCAGGGUUGUAAUUUCUGUGAAUGAUGGAUCUGUAUUAGGGUUUCACUGCUAGUAUAUAUUUCUGUUUUGUUUCUAAUUUUGGAAGUUUUGUAACUUUAAUGUAAUUUUAGGUGAUCUGAUGAAAAAAAAAAUCAAGUGUAAAAAUUGGACUUUCAUUUUCUACUUGAGCAGAGGUUGGUAGGUUCUUGUUCUUCA
Molecule: messenger RNA, 879 nt
Organism: Mangifera indica (mango)
Lineage: Eukaryota; Viridiplantae; Streptophyta; Magnoliopsida; Sapindales; Anacardiaceae
Exons: 1
Coding region: 113-736 (207 amino acids)
Source: RefSeq, a predicted model, not a curated record